AUGCCCCAGACAUACAACUACGAGCACUACACUGUGACAUUCCCUAAAGAUGGGGUUGCGGUAAUGGAGAUUAAUAGGCCAGAGGCCUUGAACGCCUUUACAGGAGAUAUGAUAGUAACCAUGGGAAGGGUCUUUGACCAAUUGUCCACUGACUCGGACUGUCGUGUGGUCGUUCUUACUGGUGCUGGAGAUAAAGCAUUCACUGCGGGAUUGGAUAUUAAGCAGACCAAUCUUGGCGGGAGUGCUACUUCAGUUGACCCUGCCCGCAAGAUGAUUUCAGAGUUACGACCGAUGCUUCUUUCUUUCCAGAAUGCUGUUACUCGGGCUGAAAAAUGCCUUAAACCAAUUAUCAGUGUUCUUCAUGGCUACUCGUUUGGCAUGGCUAUUGACAUUUCAACUGCGACUGAUAUCAGAAUCUGCACAUCUGAUGUUAAGUUGUCAGUGAAGGAGGUCGAUAUUGGAUUGGCUGCCGAUGUGGGAUCACUCUCAAGAUUGGUAAAAGUUGUUGGGUCCAUGUCAUGGGUCAAGGAUAUUUGCUAUUCCGCUCGGAUAUUUGGAGCAGAAGAGGCUCUUAAGAAUGGCCUUGUAAGCGCCGUCUUCAAAGACAAGAAGGAGGCAUUGGAAGGAGCUAUGAAAAUGGCUGAGUUGAUUGCUUCUAAGAGUCCUGUCGCUGUCCAAUCUUCCAAGGAAAUCCUUAAUUAUUCCGUGGAUCACUCAGUUGAAGAUGGUUUGAGAUACACCGCUGCCUGGAACCCAGGCGCCCUUCAAACAAUAGAUAUUCCAGCUGCCGUAAAGGGAAGCUUAACAAGGACGAAGCCACGAUUUGAGAAACUCUGA
Molecule: messenger RNA, 837 nt
Organism: Orbilia oligospora ATCC 24927
Lineage: Eukaryota; Fungi; Ascomycota; Orbiliomycetes; Orbiliales; Orbiliaceae
Exons: 5
Coding region: 1-837 (278 amino acids)
Cellular component (GO): mitochondrion
Molecular function (GO): delta(3,5)-delta(2,4)-dienoyl-CoA isomerase activity
Source: RefSeq, a predicted model, not a curated record